Messenger RNA from Setaria italica (foxtail millet), 1581 nucleotides. RefSeq lists its product as uncharacterized. Gene Ontology annotation, cellular component: membrane. Gene Ontology annotation, biological process: protein ubiquitination. The record is from RefSeq and is a predicted model, not a curated record. Bases 414 to 1217 code for a protein of 267 amino acids. Gene Ontology annotation, molecular function: zinc ion binding; ubiquitin-protein transferase activity. Lineage: Eukaryota; Viridiplantae; Streptophyta; Magnoliopsida; Poales; Poaceae. The transcript is spliced from 8 exons.
GGAUAUCCUAGUCCCGCCUCGCAAGCCGCCUCCUUGCCUUGUCGUCUCGUCGCCGUUGCCUCUCUGCUCAAGCUCAGCUGAGCCUCUGCUCCCUUCCUUGCUUCCCCUGUUCCUGCUCCCUUGCCUUCUCCGCGGCCUUUGCAUCGCAUCCUUGCCUUUCCUUCUUCCCCUCUCCGCGGAGAAAACCAGCAGGAUCUUUGUGGCGGCCAGAGAUCCCUAUAACGCGUCUCGUGCCGUGAAAAACUCUCGCGUCGCGCUCGUUUUCUCUCUGCCUCGGCCAGUCGGCAGGGCUUCGGGCUUCCGCUCCCCUUUGCCGUUUGCCCAGGACGCAGCGUCCCAGCGAUCGCCGCCGCAUGCGGACCCCGGCUCUGUGUUGAUCCGAUACCCAGCGUCUCACUGGAAGCAGCUCGAGGAUGGCGGAUCACUUCGCGCUGAUGACGGGCCGUCUGAUCACGGAGUCGACGCUCCGGUCCGCCGUUCAUGAGUCAUCUGCCGACGCCGCCGUGCCUUCCACUUCGGACGGCUACGAGCACACCGACCCCUCCGUCGUUGCUGAAGACGUUCAGCUGUGCGUGGGCAAAGCCAAGAGCGGUGUCAUGGUGGAGUGCAGGAUCUGCCAAGAGGAAGGUGACGAGGCCUACAUGGAGACCCCCUGCUCCUGCAAGGGCAGCUUGAAGUACGCUCACCACAGAUGCGUCCAGCGGUGGUGUAACGAGAAGGGAGACACCAUAUGUGAGAUAUGCUUGCAGCAACUGACACCAAACUACACUGCUCCUUUGAAGUUGUUUCGGCAUGGAAGGAACCUAAUAAAUUUCAGGAGAGCUGUAGAAAGACGAGAAAAUCACGGUGCUAGUUAUGGUCACACCUUGGAUCAAUCUGAUGGUGCAUCAAGCUUUGAUUCUCAAAGUUCCAACCCAAAAAACGUCAUAUAUUGCCGAGUAUUUGCCGUUGCUUUGAUGGCUUUGUUGGUUCUCCGUGACGCAAUCUUCCUUAUACUCCGCAGCCACAAAGUGUGCUCAAUAGAGCUAAUCACUCUGCUAAUGUUCAGAACGGCUGGAAUUGUCAUACCUGUCUACAUCAUCUUGAUAUCAAUUACCGCAUUGCUUCAUCGGUGUAAUCAACGUCAGGUUGUGCAUGAGACGCCGGUUUCUGAACCUCGUGGAGCAGGGGGUUUGCAGCCAAUGCCACCUCAACAGCAUAUCAUCAACAUCCGGUAGGAAGCUGCAUGGUGAUUCCAAGUCAGGCAGGGGCUCUGUAAAUAUAUGAGAAAUGUUUGAGGGGCUCUGUAAAUAUAUGAGAGAUGUUUGAGCUUCAGGCUUGUCACAUAGGAUUUGGAAGAUACGAAAUCAUUGCGAUUGACAUGCAAUGAUUCAUAGUAGUUUCUGUGCACAAAAGCAAUUCUACGAUACAGCCACUCAACUUCACAAGUCAGGAAGAUGAAGUUGGCUUGGUGCCUGUAAUGUGAAACAAUUGUAGGAAAGUUGCAUAAAAAAUGUACAUGCAUUUGUGACAAAGAUAUAGGAAGACCGAUUUGGUUCUGUGUGCGAUUAGAGGCUUGAUUGAUGGCAGGAUUCAUUGCUA